Molecule: messenger RNA, 1786 nt
Organism: Amphiprion ocellaris (clown anemonefish)
Lineage: Eukaryota; Metazoa; Chordata; Actinopteri; Pomacentridae
Gene: rbmx
Product: RNA binding motif protein X-linked
Exons: 9
Coding region: 293-1474 (393 amino acids)
Biological process (GO): positive regulation of mRNA splicing, via spliceosome
Cellular component (GO): spliceosomal complex
Molecular function (GO): RNA binding
Source: RefSeq, a predicted model, not a curated record
GAAAAGGAAGAGAGAAGAACCGUUGCUCACCGUCAUUAUAGCUUUAAGAAACCCGCCGCGUUAGCGCAGGUUGGUAGCAGCUAGCUUCGUGCUUGCAUGCUUAAUUUCAAUAAGUUUUAGUAUUUCCUUAUGCGUUUUAAAAGUAACGUGUUGGCGCUUGUUCUUUGUCAGUAACUUGAAUACUUGCUAGCUAACAAAUUAUUAGCUAAAUCCAUUGCCUCGUUUUUAUCGCCAUUUUGCGCAUUCAACAGCACAAGACUUUCGCCAGCAGCAAGUUAGUCGAUUUUGCGGCAUGGCAGAAGCAGACCGACCGGGGAAGCUCUUUAUCGGUGGGCUGAACACAGAGACCACCGAGAAGGCCUUGGAGCAGUACUUCAGCAAAUAUGGCAGGAUUGUCGAAGUUCUUCUGAUGAAGGACCGGGAAACAAACAAAUCCAGAGGGUUUGCAUUUGUUACUUUCGAAAGUCCCGCUGACGCAAAGGAUGCAGCGCGUGAGAUGAAUGGGAAGUCCCUUGAUGGAAAGCCUAUUAAAGUGGAGCAAGCUACAAAGCCUCAGUUUGAGAGUGCUGGCAGACGAGGACCUCCACCCAUGCACUCCCGCAGUCGUGGUCCACCCAGAGGUCCGCGUGGCUCCAGAGGUGGCCCUGGUGGCAUGAGGGGCCCCCCAUCCAGAGAUUACUAUGAUAAUUCAGGGAGUGUAGAACCCUUCUUUAAAGGGAUGUCAUCCAGAGGUCCCCCUCCAAUGAAGCGGGGACCCCCAGUUCGUAAUGGAGGUCCCCCACCCAAGAGGUCCGCCCCAUCUGGUCCCAUGAGCAGACCACCCAUGUCAAGGGACAGGGAUCCUUAUGGUCCACCUCCACCUCGCAGAGACUCCAUGAUGUCCAGGAGAGAUGAUUAUACGUCACCAAGAGAUGACCAUUACAACUCUAAAGACAGCUACUCCAGUCGAGAUUAUAAUUCCAGAGAUUCGAGGGACUAUGGACCUCCUCCCAGAGAUUACUCGUACAGGGAAUAUUCUAACUCCAGUUCCCGAGAUGAUUAUGGCUCAAUGUCAAGAGGAUACAGUGACCGAGAUGGUUAUGGAGGAGGCCGGGAACCAAGAAGCUACAUGGAUCGUCCAAGUGGUGGCUCUUACCGAGAUUCAUAUGAUGGUUACGGUAACUCUCGCAGCGCCCCACCCUCACGGGGCCCCCCACCAUCCUAUGGUGGGAGCAGUGGAAGCAGUCGUUACGAUGACUAUGGAAGCAGUUCCCGGGAUGGCUAUGGCAGUCGUGACAGUUAUCCCAGCAGUCGGAGUGACCCAUAUCCCCCUAGCCGUGGUGAGCGAAUGGGCAGGCAGGAAAGGGGCCCAGCUCCCCCUGCCGAGAGAGGCUACCCUCCUCGUGACUCGUACAGCAGCUCAAGUCGUGGAGGGCCACGUGGUGGCCGUGGUGGCAAUCGAGCCGAUAGGGGAAUGGCUCGCAGCAGAUACUGAACUGGACUUGGAAGUCACAUUAAAGCAAACGUUGGUCUCCGUGCACACUUAACACGUGUUUUGGAAGAAAUCUGACUACAAGACAAAGUAGCCAUGUCUAAAUCUGUGAAAUAUAAAGCUUAGCUUUGACCUGUAUCUUGACUUUCCCAGUUUUUUAUGUGUAAAAGAUUUUGUUUUUUUAGUAUUUCUCUUGCUCAUGUCACAAUACAGUUACCAAGUGAGUGUUAGUUUUUGUACAUUCAGUGCUGUUGGAAUCUGAAUGCCCUAUGCCCUGGCUUUCCUACUCUAAUAAAGGUUUUAGUUGUACCUUGA